This is a messenger RNA of Aspergillus puulaauensis, 756 nucleotides long. RefSeq names its product alpha/beta hydrolase. Bases 1 to 756 code for a protein of 251 amino acids. The record is from RefSeq and is a predicted model, not a curated record. Gene Ontology annotation, biological process: proteolysis. Lineage: Eukaryota; Fungi; Ascomycota; Eurotiomycetes; Eurotiales; Aspergillaceae. The transcript has 2 exons. Gene Ontology annotation, molecular function: serine-type peptidase activity.
AUGAGGGUUUUCGCGGUUAUUUGCUCUCUUCUCAGUAUGGUGGCUGCCCGGCCCCAUAGCCCUAACGACAGAAAACUAAGCUACCACCCCGCCCCAGAAAACAAUGGGCUGGGAAUCGCCGUCCUCGUCAUCCCCGGCGGCGGCUACGAACACGUCUCCCCGCAAGAAGCCAGCAACUCAACCACCUACCUCAACGCCCGGGGCUACGACGCCUGGGUCCUGAACUACACCGUCGCAGACAUAGCACCAACACCGCUCUACCCAGUUCCUUUGGAAGAAGCACUCAGUGCAGCCCGGUACAUCCGCACGCAGGAUAAAGUCAAAGUCGACAAACUCGGUAUCUGGGGCUACUCGGCCGGCGGACAUCUCGCAGCGGUGACUGUAACAAACCCCGACGCGGGUCUUGAUUUCGGAAUCCUUGCGUACCCGGUUAUAUCGAUGGAUUUGGCAAUCACGCAUAAUGGCUCGCGGACGAAUUUACUGGGCGAGAACCCGCCUCGAAAACUAGUGGAGAAGAUGUCUGCCGAGAAUAGAGUUACGGAGACGACGCCGCCGAUCUUUGUUUACCAUUCUGCGGAUGAUGCGACUGUUCCUGUGGAGAAUACGUUGCGGUUUGUUGGGGCUCUUACGGCGAAGCAGAGGCCGUUUCAGGUUUUGGUUAUCCCGGAUGGAGAGCAUGGGAUUGGGCUGGCGAUGGAUGAUCCGCAGAGGAAUUGGGCGCCGGAGUUGGAUCGGUUUAUGGCGUAUUCGAUCUGA